Molecule: messenger RNA, 1563 nt
Organism: Daldinia caldariorum
Lineage: Eukaryota; Fungi; Ascomycota; Sordariomycetes; Xylariales; Hypoxylaceae
Exons: 6
Coding region: 268-1464 (398 amino acids)
Source: RefSeq, a predicted model, not a curated record
AGACGCCUUCAUGCAUGUUGGAGUGAUGGGAGGAUGUACCGACAUCAAAUCAUAAGCGCCUUACUAGAUCGGAAGGUCUAGAUAGGGUCUAGGUAUGCAGGCAGGUAGGUUGGUAAGUUGGUUGGUCAGUUGGUUGGUACCUGUUAGCGAAAUCUCUGAAUUCAAGAACCAGAUGGUUGGCUUUUAAAUCCUCUGCUCUAUUAGACCUUAAUUUUCUUUUUCUCCAUAUCUGGCAGAUGCUAACUGUCGAUUCCAUUUCGCGCCAUCAUGGCGGCUUCCUUCACUAGGCGGCAGUCUGCUGCUGCGACGCACACACCCUGCUUGAUCACCACGGCCUUGGUGAUUGUUUCUGUUAUUUUCUUGCUCUUAUCCCUCGCGGCGACAGUUCUCCGGUUCAAAGCGCGAAGACUACAGCGCGCAAAGCUACUUGCGGAUGAUUGGUGGAUGCUUGCGUCCUGGGUACUUACCUUGCAACCAUUUAUCAAUGUUUGGGUAUUCGGUUCGCUCACGGGGCUCGACUACUACAAGGUUGAUCCUUUCAGAGGAACAACGUUGUCGCUUCAAUGCUUAUACGCCGCUUCCAUUCUCACCCUCCUCGCCUUGACUGCGGUUAAGAUUGCUGUCUUGCUUUUCUAUAACCGAGUUUUCGCAACACCUAAGUUCAGGAUUGCCGUCAGGACCUUGAUAGUUAUCCUGGUAUGUUGGUGUAUUACCUUCAUAUUCUUGACGGCUUUACAAGGUGACCCUCUCGACUCGCCAUGGCAGCCCGGCACUGGAACGUUUCGGUAUGACAUUGCGGCUGUGGGAUACGCCCAAGUUGGAUCAAGCAUCGCCUUAGACUUCCUCGUCUUGUGCUUUCCGCUCCCUGUCAUAUCGAGACUUCGCAUGGCAUUUACACGGAAGAUAUCCGUUGCGCUUAUCUUUUGGCUCGGUAUCUUUUGUUGUAUCGCAUCAAUUGUCCGACUAGUAUUCCUCGUGCGGUUGCUAUCAACUGUUGUUGAAGCCAAAGAAUCUAUUGCAAUCCAAUCUAAACAAUUCGUCUUCCUCAUUCUUGAGCCUCACUGUUCCAUCAUAGCCGGUUGCCUUCCAUGCUACGGAUCUCUUCUCGCUAGCCUCGGCGGUCGCAGUCCCGAAUCUCUCGUACGCAGCGUACGGUCCAUUGUCUCCCUCCGAAGCUGGGGCUCUCGCGGUUCCGGAGGGUCUCAAGGCAACAAGGACAAGAUAACUGGAAGUGGCUUACAGGUCUUAAGCUCGGCAAAUAAUGGCCAAACAAGCCAUGAUGAGAGCCAGGUUGAAUUAACUAAUAAAUCUCAGUGGCCCGAUUCCCGCCAUGAUGUACAUGUCAUUGCCAGUCCGAAGGUAGAUGAAGUACCAGAGCACACGGGCAAUAGUGAGAACGUGCAGACGGAUCACGGGAAGAACUCGAUCAAUGUUACACACGGUGUUGACGUUUCGUACGUUUAAGCGUGGGGGCGUCUCCUACAAGAGUCGGAUACCUGAGCACCUCUUUGAACAGUUAUCCUGGUUGGUGACGUGGUUUAGGAUAGAGGGUAUAUUUAAAAC